Entrophospora sp. SA101 is the source of this 2637-nucleotide messenger RNA. The record is from the annotation of a GenBank genome assembly. NCBI's taxonomy places the organism in Eukaryota, Fungi, Glomeromycota, Glomeromycetes, Entrophosporales, Entrophosporaceae.
AUGGAAGCUGAUUAUGACAAAAAAUUAAAGGAAUCACAAACUCAAGAUGACAUUGUGGUAAGAUGGGAUAUUGGUUUGAAUCAGAAACGUAUUGCAUGGUUUUAUUUACCAAAAUUAGAAUCUGGAGAGGUUCGUUUGGCAGUGGGUGAUGAGUUGAGGCUUCGUUAUCGUGGUGAAUUGCAUCAGCCUUGGGAAUGUAUUGGACAUGUAAUAAAAAUUCCAAAUAAUGUUAGCGAUGAAGUUGGAUUGGAAUUACGUAGAAAUGAUAAUACACCGGUCGAGUGUACACACAAUUUCUCCGUGGAUUUUGUAUGGAAAUCUACUAGCUUUGAUAGAAUGCAAACUGCAAUGAAAACUUUUGCCAUUGAUGAAUCUUCGGUCAGUGGAUACAUUUAUCAUAAAUUGCUUGGUCAUGAAGUUGAACCUCAAGUUCUUCGUACUCAAAUGCCAAAAAGAUUUUCGGCACCAAACUUACCAGAAUUAAAUCAUUCACAAGUUUAUGCGGUCAAAAGUGUACUACAAAAACCUUUAAGUUUAAUUCAAGGACCACCCGGGACAGGAAAAACCGUUACUUCUGCUACAAUUGUAUAUCAUCUUGCAAAAAUGAAUCCUGGUCAAGUUCUUGUUUGUGCCCCAUCAAAUGUUGCAGUUGAUCAACUAACAGAAAAGAUUCAUGCAACUGGUCUUAAAGUUGUAAGGCUCACUGCCAAAUCUCGUGAAGCUUUAGAUUCGCCUGUUUCAUUUCUCACAUUACAUGAACAAGUGAUUAAUAACGAUACCAAUCUCGAAUUGCAAAAAUUGAUUCAAUUGAAAACAGAGCAGGGUGAAUUGAGUAGUUCUGACGAGAAAAAAUACAAGAUGUUAAAACGUGAUUGUGAAAGAGAAAUUUUACGGAACGCUGAUGUUAUUCUUUGUACUUGUGUGGGUUCAGGAGAUCCUCGUUUAUCCAAAUUUAAAUUUCGAACUGUUUUGGUUGAUGAAGCUACUCAAGCAACUGAACCAGAAUGCAUGAUACCACUUGUUCUUGGUUGUAAGCAAUCUGUUCUUGUAGGUGAUCACCAACAAUUAGGACCUGUUAUUAUGAACAAAAAAGCAGCACGUGCUGGUCUUUGUCAAUCAUUGUUUGAAAGAUUAGUUAUCUUGGGCAUACGUCCAAUCAGAUUACAAGUUCAGUACCGUAUGCAUCCUUGUCUUUCCGAAUUUCCAAGUAAUAUGUUUUACGAAGGCUCUUUGCAAAAUGGUGUAACUACACAAGACAGACUUCGAAAAAAUGUUGAUUUCCCAUGGCCCGUCCCUGAAACUCCAAUGUUUUUCCAUUCUAAUUUAGGGCAAGAAGAGAUUUCAAGUAGUGGUACUUCCUAUUUGAAUAGAACAGAAGCAUCAAACUGCGAGAAAGUAGUUACAAAGUUUCUAAAAUCAGGAAUUUUCCCAGCUCAAAUAGGCAUAAUAACACCAUACGAGGGACAACGCAGCUACAUUGUUAGUUAUAUGCAAUCCAAUGGAUCAUUACGUAAGGAUUUGUAUAAAGAUAUCGAGGUGGCAAGUGUUGAUGCAUUCCAGGGUCGUGAAAAAGAUUAUAUUAUUUUGAGUUGUGUUAGAAGUAAUGAGCAUCAAGGAAUAGGUUUCUUGAAUGAUCCUAGACGUUUGAAUGUAGCAUUGACUAGAUCUAGAUAUGGCGUUGUUAUUUUGGGAAAUCCCAAGGUUUUGAGCAAGCAUCCCUUAUGGCAUCAUCUUCUUGUUCAUUACAAAGAAAAAGAAUGUUUAGUCGAAGGGCCGUUGAGCAAUUUAAAGGUUAGCAUGAUUCAAUUCAGUAGGCCAAGGAAAACAUAUCAUAAGGAUGAUAAAUUCAGGCAAGGAUUGGCUCAUCAAAUUGAUGCUCGUGAAGCUUUAGCAAAAGCACCUGUUGCUAGUGAAAAUCGUCGUGGUAAUCGCGUUUAUGAUCAAGAUUUCAUUAGAACGCAUGAUCCUGUUGGUUAUAUACCAUCUGACAUGAGUGCCAUACCACCGUCAUCACAAUUUACCAUUCCAUUAUUGCCAACACCAAACGGACCUUUUACACAAGAUUUAUCGCAAAGUAGUAUCUCCAGUCGACUUCUCACACAAAAUGCUUAUAGUAGCCAAGGUUCUAUGAGUCUUACAUUGUCACAAUCUGAUCGUGUUUGUAUGAUGGAAAAUUCUAACGCCUCAUUGGAUCAUGCUUCGUUAAUGUCUCAAGAUAGCUCAAUUGAAUUCAUGGAUGAUUAUAAAAGUCAAGGCGAUGAUACAAGAGCACCAAAUCUCUUGGAAAGUACUCCAUCAAAAUUCAAGGAUUUGGCUUUACAUUGCACAGAUCCAAAUCCAUAUGCAAGACCACCCGCUAGAUUAUUAUCAUAUAUAUUUAGUAAUUGGUGGCAAGUAGUCGAACAAUCUCAAGAUUAUGAAAUACGUCAUCAAUUCAACAGCUCAGAUAAAUUUAUCAAAAAUAUGGAAGAUGUCAAAUUGGAUCAUGAUUUUAAUGCCAUUUAUACCAGCAGAUAUUUUAAUUUCAAUAAUGAUGAUGAUUAUUCUUCCAUUGAUAAAAAUAAUGAAAUGUUUCAUGCAGACAUCAAUAAUAAUUUAGAGUCAAAAUAUUUACUCGAUCUUAGUGUUUCACCUUGA